Molecule: messenger RNA, 646 nt
Organism: Pseudomyrmex gracilis
Lineage: Eukaryota; Metazoa; Arthropoda; Insecta; Hymenoptera; Formicidae
Product: extensin-3-like
Exons: 2
Coding region: 1-546 (181 amino acids)
Source: RefSeq, a predicted model, not a curated record
AUGACGAGCACGAUUUUUGUGAUCGCCUGCUCGUCGAUCGCGCUGGUGCUGGCGAAACCGGCGCCGGAACCGCCGGUGAGCUCGUACUUUCCGCCCUCCGGUGGUGGCGGCGGCGGCGGCGGCGGUGGUGGCGGCGUGUCCAACAGCUACGGGCCGCCCGCCGAUCGCUACGGACCGCCGCAGCAAAAUCCCGUGAUCCACAAACACGUGUACGUGCAUGUGCCGCCUCCGGAAGCGCCUGAGUACAAAGCGCCUAAACAGGUUCCGUUGCCGCAGCCGCCGCAGAAGCACUACAAGAUCGUGUUUAUUAAAGCGCCGACACCGCCGACGCCGACCGCGCCUCAGCUGCCGCCGCUACCGCAACCGGACGAGGAGAAGACGCUCAUCUACGUGCUGGUUAAGAAGCCGGAAGAGGCGCCCGACGUUGUACUACCGACGCAAGCGCCGACGCAGCCAAGCAAGCCGGAAGUCUACUUCAUCCGCUACAAGACUCAGGUAACAGGAUCUCUCAUUUUUCUCUCUCGCUUUUCUUUUUUUUACAAGUAGUUUGACGUAACAUCUUUUAUGCAACAUCGCUCGUCGGAAAUUCCAAAAGCAAGAUGGCGAACUAAAUCUAUCAAAUCGAUUUGAUCUGUAAAAUUGGUUU